Messenger RNA from Fonsecaea erecta, 1377 nucleotides. RefSeq lists its product as hypothetical. The record is from RefSeq and is a predicted model, not a curated record. The transcript has a single exon. Bases 1 to 1377 code for a protein of 458 amino acids. Lineage: Eukaryota; Fungi; Ascomycota; Eurotiomycetes; Chaetothyriales; Herpotrichiellaceae.
AUGCCUCUCCUGCGCAGGAACGUUCUCGGCCCUGAGAAACGCAACCCGUGCACCCACAUGACUAUGACUCGUCUCUAUGAUCCCUACGGCUCCUUCAAAUGCUCACUGUGCCAUAAACAUCCCAACAUCGGCUGGCUCUAUCGCUGCACCCAAGACACUGGCGGCUUCCUACCCGAAUCCGAUUUCACAGAUGAGCCAAUGCCCCCAAGAGGUCGGGCACUCGGUCGGGAUGUCGCUGCUCAAUCUCUCAGCGCUUCCAUCGUCAGGGCCAUGGGAGAAGGGCAAUAUACCGGACAAGAGGUCAGGAAACUGAUGGAGCCGAAGGAAAAGGUCAAGGAUUCUCUCCUCUCCCAGCUUGAGCCAGAUGAGCACAGACCUGCCACUGCCUCGACUUUCACCACCGCCUCGACCGUGUCCAGCGACGGUGACAGAACCUUGUCCACCUUGCCUCAGAGCACGACUUUCUCCACCAACUCCUCGGCCGAGCUCGACGAAGAGAUUAAGGCGGCAUAUGAUUGGAAAGAGUUGCAGAAAGUCUGGAUGUCUGAGCCAUCGAUCCCCCCUCCUACUCCCCGGCCAAAGCCAGCCACACCAGCAAACGCCCUCCCACCGGCCCCCAGGCUGCCGUACAUGCAAGCUUGUAACGUCAAGAUCUGCCCGACAUGCCGACCAACCUACCGUGAGCGCGCGUAUCAGUCUCUGGAUGAAGUUCUCAAUGCUCCCACCCAACUCCCCCCGUUCUGGGAGUUGCAAAAUCGCCGUGUGUCUGAUGCCCGUCUCGUGGCUGGAAUCGGAUUGCCCAAGGUUGGGCGAUCACGAUUCUACGCUCAGACCGACCCCGCCAUGCUGCAGUCCUUUCACAGCGUGCCUGACAUGAUGAUGGAUCAUCCCGCAGCCGAGGAGGAGGAGUAUCAAAACAUACGAGAGUCGUACGUCGCGGGAGACACCACAGAAAGACACCACCCACGCUAUGACUACACCGGCCCAUCGAGCAGUACACGCACCGGCUUCCGACAAACUGUCCGCAAAGCCCUCGCUAGAGCCCGGCUCGAAGACUCGGCUUCCACGCAUUCAAGCAUCAACAAUUCUGAGUCUGCCGAGUCUCGGGCCCCGCCUUCUCUCCCGCUGAUUUUUCGACGCCGCAGAUCCCGUGCUCACAUAUCUUCCUUUGCGGAGACACAUGGUGGCCGGAUUGUGGAUACCAGCUCGCUCCAGGAUUCCGUCAUGUUGAUGUUGGCCACGAAUACGCCUUUGCCCCACACGCCAACCCUGGGUGGCUUUCAGUUCGGUCCGGGAGUCGGAUGCCAUCGAGGCUCAGCCCGUGUCAACGAGCGUGGGGAUUCCUUGCAGAGCGUGGACAUCAUCAGCCAGAUUUGA